AGCUUCCCAAGAUGUUUCCUGGUCUUCUGAUGAAUCUGCAGGUUUAUGCCAGUGAGGUGCCAAUGUUUUCCUUCCAGCCUGGUGUUGUGAAACUCGACCUUGCGGGCGCAGUGAAGGCUUCUGCCAUCGAGCCCAACGGCACCCAGAUCCCUCUGUUCAAACUCAAUGUUGACUUACAAUUUGACGGUAAAGUGUGGGUCGCUGCUGGAAGACUGAAGGGCUCCAUGGCACUGCAGAAUUUAACACUGACGCUGGCGGUCAGUGAAGUGGGACACUUUGAGACGGAUACAUUGGAAAGCUUAGUGAAAAUGGGAGUGAUGGCUGGCCUCGCAAAACUGAACGUGGAACUGGGCAAAGGCAUUGUUUUACCCAGAAUGAGGAACGCUCAGCUGGUCAACACAGUUCUGGGGGUGGAAGAGGGAUUCAUAGCCAUGUGUUCAGACGCUGAAGUGUUUACAGACAGCUUCAACUGACAUCAAACUGUCUGUUUACCUCAUCAAACAUGGACGCUCUUCAUCUCAGCACACAUUGUUUGCACCUGUAAACAAAAUUGAUUUGUGUCCAUAUUUAACAUCAUAAAGCACCUGUGUUUAAAAGGUAAUGCCGUGCUGAAACAUUUACAACCGUCAUGACAUAUCAACAAUGAUUUAGCCUGCAGUUGAUUUCUAUAAAUGCUUCAGCCUGAAACCUCAUCUUUUAUGUAUGUUUUAGCAUUUUAUAUUUUGUUAAUAAGUGCAUUCUGUUUCAUAUAUACAAAAAAAAGAUGUGGUGAGAAUAAAAUCAUUUUUUCUAGUUUGUUUCUAUGUCACUGUUGCAUCAAAGACAUGAUCAUUGUAUCUGUCAUUAUAACCAUUGUCAUGUGUUGACUCAAGGCAACCUGGUAAACCCGAGAGACC
This is a messenger RNA of Notothenia coriiceps (black rockcod), 896 nucleotides long. RefSeq names its product lipopolysaccharide-binding protein-like. Bases 12 to 473 code for a protein of 153 amino acids. Gene Ontology annotation, molecular function: lipid binding. NCBI's taxonomy places the organism in Eukaryota, Metazoa, Chordata, Actinopteri, Perciformes, Nototheniidae. The record is from RefSeq and is a predicted model, not a curated record. The transcript has 6 exons.